Molecule: messenger RNA, 567 nt
Organism: Glycine soja
Lineage: Eukaryota; Viridiplantae; Streptophyta; Magnoliopsida; Fabales; Fabaceae
Exons: 2
Coding region: 1-567 (188 amino acids)
Source: RefSeq, a predicted model, not a curated record
AUGGUUAGAACCAGAGUUUUAGGUCGUGCAUUAGGUAGGGGUAUAGGUAGAGCUCGGGGUGGACAGGAUGAACAUCAUGCAAAUGAUGUUCUCUGGCGACGUAGGCCUACCGCAUCCGUCCGUAGGCAACGGGUACAUGUUUCUGUUGCUAAUGACGUUGCUGAUAUGACUGAGGAAGUUCCUCAAAUGACCAAGGAUGUUCCUCUGAUUACUACGGACGUACCUGGUCCUGGUGUAGAGGGCUUAGCUAGUGAUGUUGCUGCGGGAUCAGUUGCUGAUAAUGCUGAGGGAUUGUCAGGUGGGCCACGUGACCCAUCGGUGCUGACUUCAUUUGUUGAGCAUGUUGCACACAACAUAUGGACUGAAGAUGAACGUCCUGAAUUGAAGUUGGUCUCCCAUGAAAGGAAGGUUGAGAAAUUUGGGAGGCCAGCGCCUAAGAUUAAAGGGCUAGUCGCUGCCAAAGGAUUAACUCCUUUGAUUGGGUGCUCAAUAGUCACCAGCGAUCCGGGAGUUAUAUCGACGUUUGUGGAGAGGUGGCACAGGGAGACUAGCAGCACCUUCCAGUAG